Telopea speciosissima is the source of this 2153-nucleotide messenger RNA. RefSeq names its product autophagy-related protein 16. Gene Ontology annotation, biological process: autophagosome assembly. Gene Ontology annotation, cellular component: autophagosome membrane. The transcript has 5 exons. The record is from RefSeq and is a predicted model, not a curated record. Bases 206 to 1735 code for a protein of 509 amino acids. Gene Ontology annotation, molecular function: protein binding. NCBI's taxonomy places the organism in Eukaryota, Viridiplantae, Streptophyta, Magnoliopsida, Proteales, Proteaceae.
UAUCAAUGCUGCGUAAUCUGGGGAGUUUCGAAUUUCUUUCAUCUUUCUGUUUAUCGAGUCAAUCUCUUCUCGGAGGGUCUGAGCUCUGAGGUCAUCGAGGCUCCAGCUUGCACUCCUCUUCUUUCGGUGGCCGCGAACUUUUCUACGAAAUCUCAAGUCUGAAUGACUAGAAGCCACCGGUUGAUUUUCGGCGAUUACGAUCAACAUGUCUCCGGAUGAAAUCGCAGCGGACGCUAUAAAGCACGCUGUGAAGGCGCUACGAAAGCGGCAUCUGCUCGAGGAAGGUGCUCAUGCUCCGGCUUUCAUCGCUCUCUCGAGGCCUUUCCUUUCACAGGGAUCAGAAUGGAAAGAGAAAGCAGAAAACCUUGAACUGGAACUUCAGCAAUGUUACAAAGCUCAAGCAAGAUUGUCUGAACAGCUUGUGGUAGAAGUAGCGGAGUGCAGAACAUCAAAAGCACUGGUUCAAGAGAAAGAAGCAGUAGUCGCUAAUCUGCAAAAUGAGGUUACGCAAGCAAGUGAGGAAUGCUCUCGGUUAAAGGAGAUUUUAGAAGAAAAGACAAAAGCUCUAGACUUGGUUGUUAGUGAGAACCAGGCACUUAGAACCCAACUGGAAGAGGUGACACUGAAAGCUAGAAAUGCAGAGGCUGAAAAUAAGAUGCUGAUUGACCGCUGGAUGCUGCAAAAAAUGCAGGAUGCUGAACGGCUGAAUGAGGUUAAUGCAUUAUAUGAGGAGUUGAAGGAUCGGUUAAAGUCCAGCAGCAUAGAACAACUGGCAAGGCAGCAAGUUGAUGGUGUAGUCCGCCGAAGUGAAGCAGGAGCUGAGUACUUCGUGGAAUCAAGUGUCCCUACUGCACUCAAAUACAAAAUCCAUGCUCAUGAAGGUGGCUGUGGUUCUGUGUUAUUUGAGCACAACUCCAACAGGUUGAUCAGUGGGGGACAGGAUCAGACAAUCAAAAUAUGGGAUACAAACACAGGGACACUAAGUCGCACUCUUUAUGGAUGCCUUGGUUCUGUUCUUGACCUUGCUAUUACCCAUGAUAACAAAGCCGUUAUUGCAGCUAGCAGCUCAAGCAACCUGUAUGUAUGGGAUAUGGGGUCUGGUCGAGUUCGCCAUACCCUCACCGGGCAUGUUGAUAAAGUAUGUGCUGUAGAUGUUAGCAAAAUUUCAGGUCGUCAUGCAGUGAGUGCAGCAUAUGAUAGGACAAUUAAACUUUGGGAUCUGCAGAAAGGUUAUUGCAUCAACACAAUUAUCUUCCACAGUAACUGCAAUGCUCUUUGCUUCAGCAUGGAUGGACAGACCAUCUGCUCAGGUCAUGUUGAUGGGAACCUUCGCCUUUGGGAUAUUCAGACAGGAAGGCUACUUAGUGAAGUUGCUGCACAUUCACAGGCUGUCACAUCUAUUUGUCCAUCUCGAAGUGGCAAUAUCAUCUUAACAAGUGGGAGGGAUAACUUGCAUAAUCUAUUUGACAUGCGAACUUUGGAAGUUUGUGGCACAUUAAGAGCAAAUGGAAACAGGGUGGCAUCUAAUUGGAGCCGUUCUUGCAUCAGCGCAGAUGACAAUUAUGUCGUGGCAGGUUCUGUUGAUGGGUCUAUCUACAUCUGGUCAAGAGUAGGAGCAGAUAUUGUAAGCACUCUAAGAGAACACUCUGCUCCUGUUCUUGCUUGUUCAUGGAGUGAGUUGGGAAAGCCUCUAGCCUCUGCUGAUAAGAAUGGAAAUCUCUGUAUAUGGACGUGAUUGGUCUUUGCCAUGAUGAUGGUUCUUGCCUGUUUCAUGUGUUGGCAGCAGAUAUGUGCAAAUGGCUUCUCUUUGGCUGCUCUCUCUGUUUCCACAAAAAGUCCCAUCUUUUGGUUGGACACCGUUCUGUUGAGGAUAUUGAAGCAUCAUGACCGCGGCUCCAAGGUCAUACUGCAUUUGGAUAUUGUUCUUGCCAUAUUGUUGUGAGUAUAGAUGUGGCUGUUGGCUUGCAUUUGAGAUAUGGAGACACGCAUUUUCAUCAUUCUAAGCCUACCAAUAGGCAGAAAAAGUAGGACAUUGUAAAUAUUAUUUGCCAAGCAAUAUCUACAGAAGGGAAGCUCUUGUUGCAAGUUCUGGCAAUGUCCCUGGUUUCAGAUUUUAAUCAUGAAUAAAGCUGAUCAGUUAUAAUUGUGCUGCA